This is a messenger RNA of Lachnellula hyalina, 1260 nucleotides long. RefSeq names its product 37S ribosomal protein, mitochondrial (gene MRPS5). Gene Ontology annotation, biological process: translation. Gene Ontology annotation, molecular function: RNA binding; structural constituent of ribosome. The record is from RefSeq and is a predicted model, not a curated record. NCBI's taxonomy places the organism in Eukaryota, Fungi, Ascomycota, Leotiomycetes, Helotiales, Lachnaceae. Gene Ontology annotation, cellular component: ribosome. Bases 1 to 1260 code for a protein of 419 amino acids. The transcript has 2 exons.
AUGAGUGUCUCAAGACCUGCAAGAUGUCUUUUCCCGGCCCCCUCGAUACCGACAAUACGGCCUCGCAUUCGCUGUCGAAACCUUCAUUCAUCCCCUAACCUCUGCGAGAGACGAAAGCCCAGAUAUGCCAGCAUCAAAGCCUCCGAUAUGGGCCUUGUCUCCAAGCCAGCAGCUCGAGAUCUUUUCAAGCGUUAUGACACAGAAGAGAAGGCUGCUCUUGCUAAAAGGUACACGCCUGCGCAAAUGGAAGCUAUCGAAGCUGCGGAAGAGGCAAUCGACCCCGACGACCUCAGCGAGCGGGGUGUGAUACGUACGGACUGGGGGAGUCUCAGUUACCUCGAUGAUUUCAGUCAGAUGCAGCCGACGAUAGACAAGAAGAUUAAGAGGGAGGGCCCUAUUGAUCCAAAGGAGAGGCUUAUGACGCCAGAGGAGUACGCCCAGCAUCACAAGGACUAUUUCAUGAAGAUUAUGGACGAGAACGAAGUGCCCAUUGAUUUCGAUCGCCAAGAUCCAGAGCAGGCCAAGAAGCUCCGUCCAAACCGACUCGAUCUUUUCAAAUCAUGGGACGAGGUUCCAGACAUGAUAGGUUCAAAUGGCCCUUUGAAGAGCGAGUCUAUGCUUGCACCAGGAAUUCCUCGCAAUUUCGAGUCAGCUGUAGAUCCAGAGGCUGAGACGAAGGGUGAAGAUGAAGAUCCGAGAGAUCCAGACGGAAGAUACGAUCUUCUAAGGAAACAGACGGGCUUGAGCUUAGACCAAAUUCUCAAAUACAAUGUGAAGAUAUUGGUCAAACAUCGCGUUGUCAAUCAAACUCGUUUGGGCAAGAUCCAAAGUAUGUACAUUCUUGCAAUUGCUGGGAAUGGGGAUGGCAGAUUGGGGUUGGGACAAGCAAAGGGACAAGAACUUGAAGAUGCCAUGAUGAAUGCACGGAUCCAAGCUAUUCGAAACAUGCAACCAAUUCCGCGGUAUGAAGAGCGCACGAUCUAUGGAGAAGUGGAAGGGAAGGUUUCUGCUGCUGAGGUGAAGCUUAUGUCCAGACCACCAGGGUUUGGUCUGCGCUGCCAGCACCUUAUAUUCGAAAUGGCCCGCGCCGCCGGUAUCCAGGACCUCGCCGCCAGAGUCCCACGUUCCCGAAACAAGAUGAACACUGUCAAGGCAACAUACGAGGCAUUGAUGAAGCAGAGGAUCCCAGACGAGGUCGCGCGUGGGAGAGGGAAGAAGCUUGUAGAUGUACGGAAGGUGUAUUAUGCAGGUCGUGUAUAA